Vespa velutina is the source of this 2369-nucleotide messenger RNA. RefSeq names its product prostatic acid phosphatase-like. Gene Ontology annotation, molecular function: phosphatase activity. The record is from RefSeq and is a predicted model, not a curated record. Gene Ontology annotation, biological process: dephosphorylation. Bases 399 to 1589 code for a protein of 396 amino acids. The transcript has 7 exons. NCBI's taxonomy places the organism in Eukaryota, Metazoa, Arthropoda, Insecta, Hymenoptera, Vespidae.
AUUUUUCUAUGUUAAAAGUAAAAGUAAUGUGAUACCUUUGUGUACAUUACAAUUCGUGCCUCCAUAUAUAUAAAUGUCAUAUAUAUACAGAUAAUAAUCUAUAUUUUUUAUUUGAUUAGAGUAUUCUACUACUAUAAGAAUGCUCUUUGUAUCGAUAACAAUGAGUACUGACCAUUCACUUACUAAUAGUUUGGACAUAAAUACAAAACUUCAUUAAAAAGUAUCAUGAUAUUCCACAAAUUACAAUAAAUUGUUAUAACAGAUGGUAUAUUUAAUUUAAAAGUCAAAUUGUUUACAGUUAAUUGAAGAACGUCAGAUAAAUUAAAAUAAGAAUACCAUGUUCAUUGGAUCAUUUACUGUGUUUAUAAAUUUCGUUAUAUUAAGUUUCGCUGAUAAAAAUGUUAAUUUGGGAACUGUUAUUUUCGCAAAUAUCGCAUGGUGAUAGAACUCCUAUUGAACCAUACCCAACUGAUCCAUAUAAGAAUGAGUCAUUAUGGCCAGUACCUUAUGGACAACUAACAAAUCUGGGGAAAAGUCAACACUUUUAUAUGGGCCAGUGGCUAAGAAACAGGUACUCUCAUCUUUUAAGUGACUUGUACAGUCCGUAUGACAUUUAUAUCCGCAGUACAGAUGUAGAUCGUACUUUAAUGUCAGCUGAAACAAAUUUAGCUGGUUUAUAUCCACCUAAAGGAAAUCAAAUAUGGAAUGCUAUCCAUUGGAUUCCUAUUCCAAUACAUACUAUACCAGAAUCAGAAGAUAAUGUUUUAUCAGGAAAAAAAUACUGCCAAAGAUAUAAUUUUGAAUUGGAUAAAGUAUUAGAAUCUCCAGAAAUAAAAAAAAUAAAUCAAGACAAUAAACAUUUGUAUGAUUAUUUGACAGAGAAAACAGGAAUGAAUGUUACAUCUUUAAAAGAUGUUAAUCAUAUAUAUGAUACAUUGUACAUUGAAGAUUUAUAUAAUAAAACUUUACCUGAAUGGACAAAAACUGUAUUCCCGGAUAAAUUAAAACCACUUGCUGCAAAAAGUUUCACAAUAAGUGCAUACAAUAAAAUAUUACAAAAAUUGAAGAUAGGUUUAUUGUUUGGAGAGAUAAUAGAUCACAUGGACAAAAAAUCUAGAAAUGCUUUGGUACCUGAUAGAAAAGUUUGGAUGUAUAGUGCACAUGAUGAAACAGUGGCAAAUAUGUUAAUGACUUUAGAUUUAUUUGAUCCGCAUUGCCCUCCAUACACAGCCACAAUUUUAAUAGAAUUAAGAGUAAAUUCUAAAAAAGAAUAUUUUGUCACGAUUUCAUACAAAAAUACUACAGAAGAACCAAAUCUAUUAACUCUUCCUGGUUGCAUUACUUUAUGUCCCUUGAAUAAAUUUAUUAAAUUAACCAAAGAUUUUAUACCAGAAGAUUGGCACAAAGAGUGCAUGAUAGAACAGGAAAAUAAUGAAUAUGAUAUGAAUACAAAGACUCUUGUUGCAAUAUGGAGAACAUCAAUAAUGAUGCUUGUUUUUAUAGUUUCGUUAGUAACUGUACUUACUUACCGGCACUAUAAACGUGAGCAAAAUCAGUAUUAUCUCAAAUUAGUAACAGAUCCUAUAUAAGAAUAUAUAGAAUGAUUGUAAUUACAAUAUAAUACAGAAUAUUUGCUAUCAUCGGAGUGAAAAAUGGCCAUAGAAAUGUAUUAUUGAUGUUUCGACAAAGAUAGUAAAGUUUUUUUUAAUGUAAUUAUUUUAUUAUAUAUGAAGACAACAAUAAAAAUUUUAUUUCUAUAAUAGAUAAAAUAUUACACAAUAAUAUGUGUAAUAAACUUUGUAUUAAUCACUUCUAAUAUCUUUGUCUGUACUUUGUAUAUACAAAGGUGAUUGUUUAUAUAUAUGUAUAUAUAUAUAUAUAUAUCACUUGUAAACAAGAAAAGUAACAACUUGAUGUAUUAUGUUACUAUAUAAUAUACUAUAUAAUUAAUAUACAAACAUACAAAUGUUAAGUUCAUAUGCAUUUAAUUGAAUGAAGAAUUAAUAUAUUUUUUUCUUCAAACUGAUUUUAUGUAUUUAUGUUACUUUUCUUGCAUGCAAAUAGGAAAAAUGAAAUUGUUUUACCAAAAAAAAAAAUUUUAAAGAGAAAAUGACAGGUAAUACAUAACAUAAUUCACGUAUUGUUAUAAAUGUUGUAGGAGAAUUACAGUAUGUUUAAUUUUUAGUGGAUAUUAUCAUUUUGAUUAAUGAUAUUAAUGAAUGUUGUAUUACUUAAGCUGUUUUGGGAUUUUAUUUGCUAUUAAUAAAAAAUGUAAUGAAUAUUGUAAUUUUAUCAGUACUUUAUUUAAAUUAAUGUAAAAGAAGAAAAUACUUUUCAGUGUAUAUAAAUAAAAUGUCUUAUUUUAAAUA